Messenger RNA from Ricinus communis (castor bean), 2712 nucleotides. Its product is annotated as cyclin-A2-2. Gene Ontology annotation, cellular component: cyclin-dependent protein kinase holoenzyme complex; cytoplasm; nucleus. NCBI's taxonomy places the organism in Eukaryota, Viridiplantae, Streptophyta, Magnoliopsida, Malpighiales, Euphorbiaceae. Gene Ontology annotation, molecular function: cyclin-dependent protein serine/threonine kinase regulator activity. The transcript has 13 exons. Bases 780 to 2258 code for a protein of 492 amino acids. The record is from RefSeq and is a predicted model, not a curated record. Gene Ontology annotation, biological process: mitotic cell cycle phase transition; regulation of cyclin-dependent protein serine/threonine kinase activity.
CUUGAGAAAAAGCACUUUCCUGCCUUAAUUACACUUCAAUAGUUGACAAAUUGAAAAUUCUUUGAACUUCAUUAAAAAAAUUAAAAAUUACAAAUUAUCACCAUAAUCGAAUAGAGAGAAUAAAUCUAAUUAUAGUGCACGAAUUUGACCGGGUCAUAUAAGUUAUUUUAAUAAUUAAAAUACAAAUAUUUAAUUAACCUAAUAUAAUAAGGUUAAACCAAACUCGAAAUUGACCUUAUAUACAAAUAUUUAAUUCACAAUUCAUCGCACCCAAACUACCAACCUGGCAUCCAACAUUAAUUUCAAAAUUUGCUGAUAAAUUAAAAAAAAAAAAAAAAGUCUCUACAGUCCACAGAGUAAGUAAAAAAACAUGUCGUUUUAUUCUUUAUUAUUAUUAUUAUUAAAAAAAAGCUGGAAGCAGCAAAAACGAGUAGUGGAAAUAACAAACAAAUAUUUGGAAGUUCAAACUGUGCCUCCGUCCCGCUCACGCUCCCUCUCCGCUUAUUAUAUGAACGCAAAAACCACGCCACUCACACUACACUCUACACACUACUCACUGCUGUCUGUUUCAAAAUAAUCACCUAAACCGCUCCGUCUCUCUCUCUAGACCUCUUUCGGCUCUCACUACUCAUAGCCUCGGAGCUCCCAAGCACACAGUUUAUUUGAGGUUUGAAGCGUUUUGAGCUAAGAUAGACUUGAAUUUUUGACGAGAUUAGGGUUCAAUGAAGAGCCAUUCGAUUUAAUUGCAAGCAUUGCUCUUCCUUGAAGGCAAGCAGAAUAUGGAUAAAGAAAAUACAGUUGCUGCCAAAUUUGAAGAGCCCAUUACUAGAAUCACACGAGCGCGGGCUAAAGCUUUGGGGACUUCAGGAGGAAUACCUCCGGUCCCAAAACCUUUUCUUAAAGAGGACCACAAGCAGCGUGCUCUUAGAGCUAAUACUAAAAGAACAGCAUCAGAUGAUAACAAAGCUUUUGUGACUGCGGUUUCUGGCCUGCAGCAUAAAAGAAGGGCAGUGCUUAAAGAUGUGACUAACUUAAAUUCUGAGAGUUCACAUGCAAAUGGCAUCAAUGCAACUAAGGACCAGGCGAAGCCGGUUGGUAUUGCUUGUUCACAAACUCGCAAUCCAGCUAGAAAAUAUUUUGCAAAGAAGAAAGUGGAGAUGGUUGAUAUCUCCAUGGAAACUUCAGAGGCUGAAGAGGAUGUGAAAACAAGGUUAGCUGAGGAAUUGUCAAAAAUAAGGAUGGUGGAAGCACAAGAGAUCACUUCACCAGCAAAGCACGGAAAUCAACAAAGAAUAUGUCAUAGCAUAAGAGAAGGAGGUGUAGCGGAUUCGACAUCUGACGGUCUCCAAAGCCCUCAAAACAAAGAAGAAAAUAGUUUUUGUAAGAAACUGGAGUCAUCAAGUGGUCAGGGUGUAAUCGACAUUGAUUCAAAUUUAAAAGAUCCUCAAAUCUGUGGCUUGUAUGCCCCUGACAUAUACAGCAAUAGACGGGUUAAUGAGCUUGACCAGAGACCGUCGACUAAUUACAUGGAAAGAUUGCAGCAUGACAUCACUCCAAAUAUGCGAGGAAUUCUAAUUGAUUGGCUUGUAGAGGUGUGUGAAGAAUAUAAGCUCGUACCAGAUACACUUUACCUCACAGUUAAUCUCAUUGAUAGAUUCCUCUCCAAAAAUUUCAUUGAGAAGCAAAGACUCCAACUCCUUGGUGUUACGUGCAUGCUAAUUGCCUCAAAGUAUGAAGAAAUUUGUGCACCCCGGGUUGAAGAAUUUUGCUUCAUCACUGACAAUACUUACACUAAAAGACAGGUACUGAAAAUGGAGAGUCAAUUACUGAAUUUCUUGUACUUUCAAGUCUCUGUUCCCACCACAAAAACAUUUCUGAGGAGAUUCAUUCAAGCAGCACAAGCUUCUUACAAGGUUCCUUGUGUUGAACUGGAGUUCCUGGCAAAUUAUUUAGCAGAGCUGACUCUCAUUGAAUAUGACUUCCUGAAGUUCUUACCUUCCCUCAUAGCUGCAUCCGCCGUGUUCCUUGCUCGUUGGACUCUCAAUCAGUCUGACCACCCAUGGAACCCCACUCUAGAGCACUAUACAAGUUACGAUUCAUCAGAAUUGAAAACUACAGUACUUGCACUUGAAGAUUUACAGCUGAACACUAAAGGUUGCUCACUCAAUGCUAUACGUGAAAAGUACAGACAACAGGAGUUCAAGUGCGUAGCAACUUUGACCUCUCCGCGACGGGUAUUAUCACUUUUCCAAAGAUGAACUAUAGCUGGCUUAGUUUAACAUCACAGCACCUUCAGUCUGUCAAUUUUGGAGGUGAUUCUGAUUCUAAUCAUCAACCUUCUUCCUUUUCUCAAUCACAAGUUUUUCAUUUUCUCAGUUCUGAGUCUGUCCAUCUUUUGUUGUAACAUCUAAUCUUAAAAUCUGGUGCUUCCAGACCCAACAGUCGUUGUAACCAGUAAUUGCAAGUGGUAACACACUUACACAAGUAAUUUAUGUGCCCUAAGCAAAAUAAUGUUCAGAACUUCCGAGUCUAGUUGGAAGUUUCUAACAGUAGCUAGAUUUUUCAGGGAAAGUGGCACCGGGAAAUUGUACCUAUUUGGAGAUCGCUUGUAUGUAAACCUUGUGAAUUAUAUAGCCAGAAAAAUGAAGAAAAAAAAAAUAGAAAGAAAAAAGAAAUACUUUUAUUUCUUUAUGUUGAUUUACUUUUUCUAUA